UUUUUAAUUCGCAAUUUAAAAAGGAAAAAAAAAUGGCAGGAGAAUCAGUGACGUUAAUAGGGUUCUGGGGUAGUCCAUUUGUCCUCAGGGUCAAAUGGGCUCUUGAACUAAAAGGGAUUCAGUACCAAUAUGUGGAAGAAGAUCUCAGCAACAAGAGUGCCAUGCUCCUGCAAUAUAACCCUGUUUACAAGAAGGUGCCGGUUCUUGUGCAUGAAGGUAAGCCCCUGGCGGAAUCACUAGUGAUUCUUGAAUAUAUUGAUGAGACCUGGAAGCAAAAUCCCCUUCUUCCACAAGAUCCCUAUGAAAAGGCCAAGGCACGAUUCUGGUCAGGAUUCGUUGAUGAAAAGAACACAUGUUAUCGUGUUCUUUUUGUCCCCUUGGUAACACACUCGACCUUUCUUAUUCUCCGUGUUAUGGCCACCUUUUCCAAAGGUGGGGAGGAACAACAGAAAGCAGCACAAGAAGCUCGGGAGAAUCUAAAGACCCUUGAAGGUGGGAUUGAGGGAAAGCGCUACUUUGGAGGUGAAAAAAUAGGCUUCGCUGAUAUUGCUAUUGGCUGGCUUGGAUACUGGGUACAAAUAGUGGAGGAAAUUGUGGGCAUAAACCUGAUUGAUAAAGAGUUGAUGGCUAAGCUUGAUGCUUGGUUCAAUGAUUUUCUUGAGCAUCCUGUCAUCAGAGAAAGCAUGCCACCACGUGAUAAACUGCUUAACCACAACACGGCCUUCCACAAGGUCUUGACAUCUUCAUCCACUUGAAAGGCUUUGCCCCGUCAAUAUCAUGUGUAUGAUAUGAGUUGUGUAUUGCCAUAAAUAGCCACGUCACACGUACAUGAGCUCAAAGCCAACCUAUCAUGUUGUGAACGCCGAAAACUACAAGGAAGUGAUAGUUUCUUGUAAUAUCCAAAGGAAAUCCUCGCAUGUACAUAGUAUAGUAGUCUGAAAGCAAUGACAUUGUCCAGCUUAAUAUAUUUGGACGACCAUAUUAAAUGUUGCUAUAUUUAUGUUUAAAUAAAGCAAACAUGUUGAAUGAUAUUUACCAAUAUGCUGGAACUGAUUGAUGAAUGGAUGAAACUUCUGGGUUGACGUUGGAUACUUGGAUUGAAAAGCUUUUCUGAUUCAGAUCCCACGAAAAUUUUCAACACUUAUUGAGUCUCAUUACUGCU
Molecule: messenger RNA, 1162 nt
Organism: Cajanus cajan (pigeon pea)
Lineage: Eukaryota; Viridiplantae; Streptophyta; Magnoliopsida; Fabales; Fabaceae
Product: glutathione transferase GST 23
Biological process (GO): glutathione metabolic process
Cellular component (GO): cytoplasm
Molecular function (GO): glutathione transferase activity
Source: RefSeq, a predicted model, not a curated record